Molecule: messenger RNA, 1601 nt
Organism: Gamsiella multidivaricata
Lineage: Eukaryota; Fungi; Mortierellomycota; Mortierellomycetes; Mortierellales; Mortierellaceae
Exons: 1
Coding region: 11-1507 (498 amino acids)
Molecular function (GO): protein binding
Source: RefSeq, a predicted model, not a curated record
CUUCAUCUUCAUGCCCAUGGCGCCGACAAACAACAUAUUGACGCCCCCUCCCAUCAGUCCCCUAGAAUUACCAGAGCUCAUCGUGCAUAUAGCACGCUACCUCGACAGGAGCGAGCUCACAAAGUGCGUUCGUGUGUGCAGACUCUGGCACCGGUCCCUUUUACUCUUUAUCUGGAGAGAUAUCCGCAUCAUUGCUGACUCCAGCAGCGCACGGUAUCCCUCCCUAGCACUCCUCCUUAAAAAUGCUCCCUUCAUCAAGAGACUAACAAUAUACGGGUUUAUCCUUCGAACCCACACCCAAAUCCACCUUCCAGCCCUCGAAACACUGAGACUCACCCUUCACCAAAAGGCAGGAAGACCAAACAUCCCUGGCGCAGGCGAGAUCAGUCGGGAAACUAUCAUGAUCAGGCACCAUCCUUCCAUAACGAACCUAAUACUGAGUUCCCUAUCUAUCCACGACAACAUGGACUUUUGGAAGGCCGUCAGGGAUUCUCGCAGUCUGGACUCACUUCACUUUUCAUAUGCCAUCGUGGGGCUAGAGCUCGCAGACAUAUUCUGGCAGACAUGCACCCGCCUGGAGUUCUUGUGUAUCGCCUUCGCAGAAGUACCCGACAUCCCAUCAUUCGCAACGCACUCCUUCAGCAGAAUUCAACAUUUAGUGCUAAGCUGGGUUCGUGGUGGGCUGUCUCCGGAAAGGCAGCUGGAGCUGAUGGUGCAAUGUCCGCAACUGCAAAGGUUGACCUGGCGUGGGAUGCAUGACCAGCUGCCCUUGAAUGCCCUAUGUGACAAAGCUGCUCAGGGUGUCUGGCCGAAGCUGGAGGAGCUCAAUCUGGAGGACACGCAAAUCCGAGAUGAAGAUCUAUCUGUGUUGCUGACUUCAAUCAACCGAUUGACAGUAUUACAGGCAAACUCCACCGGGUUUGCUCUUCUGUCGUUCGAGGCGCUCUCGAAACACUUUUCAACGCUUGUAUAUCUGGAUAUCGAGAACUGUCCGAAAGCCAGUAGUCCCAUGGUUCAUGCCAUCAUGGUGUCGUGCCCAAGUUUGAUCAAGAUGAGAGCGCCAAUGAUUUGUGGAACUGAUGUUAUUCAAGGAGACGGCAAGAGCGAGCUCGGUCAGCCCUGGGUAUGCGCGAAACUUAAAGAAUUGAGUUUGUGUCUCGAUUUAGGCGGGCUGGAUUCUCAGAUGGACAUACUUCAGAGAUUAGGAGACCUCAAACAACUGGAAAACCUAAACAUAAGCACGAGGAAACAGCUCUCUGGCGAGUACUCUGGGCGGUCGCUUCAGUUUUCACUUGAAAAGGGCAUAGACUCACUGAGGACCUUGCGACGGCUAUCUGUAUUUGAAUUCGAUGGAGUCGACCAGGACAUGGGCGAGAGUGAAAUUCUAUGGGUGAUGGAGCACUGGAAGAAUCUGCAAAUUAUCCGUGGCCGAUUGAACAGGGAUCUGAUGCGCCACUACGAACUAAUGGCAAUCCUCAAAACCCGCCAAAUCGACCUAGAAGACUGAGCAGGAUGGCGGUUGAAGAUGAUAAUAAAACCACUUCCCAAAGAUGUGCUUAUUCAAGGGCCACCUCCUGCAACUAGUCAUCCCCCAUUUUUUU